AUGUGCUCGGCUUCGCGCUACCGUAUAGAUUACCACAGCCCUAAGGUAGAAGAACAAGAAAACGAGUCACAGAAUGCUUUGUCUAUAAGAAGGAAAGUUAUAGGCGAAGAACUCGAUGUGGGAAAAACUCAGACGAUGCUGGAGUGUGGUUUUGGUGCAAGAGGGCAGCAUUCGGUCACAAGAAUAACGACGGCGCAAGGCGGGGAAAUGGGGCACGGCUCACAAUCGAGCUAG
Molecule: messenger RNA, 234 nt
Organism: Protopolystoma xenopodis
Lineage: Eukaryota; Metazoa; Platyhelminthes; Monogenea; Polystomatidea; Polystomatidae
Source: the annotation of a GenBank genome assembly